CACUUUUUUAAUAGAGACAUAGGAGAAGGCAAAAUAAACAACAAAUAUAAAUUAAAAAAAGGACUGGAACGAUUCGUCGGAUUCGAAAUAUUUGAAUCGAGUUAUCGCACUUCAUGGGAUUAAUCGACGAUGAGCUCUCAGAAGUCAGAAAACUUUGUGAACAUGUCGUGCCGGGAACAAGACUCGUAUCAUGCGUGCCGACAAUGGUCCGCACCGAAAUAAAAAGGACUGAUUUUAAAAAACUCGUAGUGUGCAUACAGUUCAGAGGCGAUUACCCCAACACGCCCCUAUUAAUCGAGCUAAAAAGCAAAACGUUAUCUGAGAAGUUGCUGUUGAAACUGACGAACGUAUGCGAGCAAGAAAUCAAGAAAUAUUUAGGUAAACCUCAAGUGCUGAAUACGAUAAAAUUCCUGCGUAAUUUCCUAGACGAAAAUCCAUUGUCUUGUUGCUAUGAAGAAAUAAGCGAGUUAAGGAAUUUAAUCAGCUCCGAAGAUGAGUUCAGGUUGAAACAGAAAACUUCUAGCAUCAUUUUGAAAGUAAACAACGUGAAAUAUUAUUUAAAUUGUAAAAUUAUCGUUCCAGACGAUUACCCAACUAGCGCCAUUAAAAUCGAAGAUACUCGUACGAAUUUCUCGCCUGCCUUGCAAAGGCACAUGAUUUCGCAGGCUCAAGAAAUAGCCAGGAGAUGCGUUGAGCCCCCAUUGAAGAAAAGACCGAACGAGCCUCCAUUUAAACCGCGCCCUUCGUUACAAAAGACAGUAUCGUUUCUCAUCGAUUGCGUUAAACGAUUGCCCAAUGAAAAUUGCCAGUUUUGCAAAAAGAUUUGCUUCCCCUCUAACCCAGACCUACUCGAGAAGGAUGAGAACUCCCCAAAGCACAUCGAAAGGGUUUACUGCGGGCACCUCUUCCACCAAGACUGUUUCUUCAAUUACAUGAAGCUGCCGCCCUUCGGGAACAAGAAAUGUUCCAUUUGCGACAAGAAGAUAUACCAUUUUAAGUGGUCCUUAACAGACAAACUGGCCGAGGAGAGGUGGGCACACGAGCAGGCCCGGGGAAGAGAGUUACAAGAAGUUGUUGAAUUUUUCGAGUAGGUUACGAGUUUUGAACCCGAUGUGAUAAAAAUGAAAAUAAUCAUGAGUUAUGUAUACUGAAGAUAAAGCGGGUUAAAGUAAGCAUAACUCCUACAUUUGGUUUUAAAAAAUUGAAGGUUUUCUUUGGUUUCAUUAAAUAGAUAUAGUAUGGUAUAAUUUUAAUAAGAUUAAUGACUCAUUGAAUAAUGAAAUGCCCUUGUUAUAAAUAAGAUUUUAAUGUACGGCUUUGUUUAUAAUGAGCAUACUUAAUAUUUCUAAUUGAGAUUUUUAUAGUACACAAUAAACUAUAAUCAGUGCACCGCUGUAUUUCAAUAUGCUAUUUAUAAGAAUCAAAAUACAACUCUUAACGAACUAGCUUGAUUAAGGUCAAGAAAAAUUAAAUCAAACUUUGUUAAUAAAAGCAUACCAUUUGCCUUGGAACAAAAAUUAUGUAUGUAAUGUUCCAACAUUCUCGGUUUGAUGUUCUUUAAAGUUCAGCCGAACCUUGAUACAACUUUCAACUCCAAUAAAAACAAGUAAAAUUGACAUCGACAGCAAAAUACCAUCGAAUAAUUUAAUAAACAUAAAUUUUUCACAAUAAAAUUGUUUCAGUUUGUUUAGUGACAUUAAUCUAAGAUACAGAGAAAAUUAAUUAUUUCAUAUAAUCAAAAAAAAAUACUUGAGAAAAUACAUUACUCGGGUACGAAUUACACAAAAUAUAGAACACAUAAAAGUUUUACGUAAUGAAAAAGCUCAUUUUUUCCAGCAGUCAUCUGGGCGAUUACAAUUUGCGGAUUGCGAAAGAUAGAAAUAAAUUUAACCAUCCGCAAUCCGCGCUUGUAGUUUGUAAUGCCCUUUCGUCACAAAUCGCAAGAUUCUAAGGCAAUCUGAACGUGGUGAUCACAAACGCUUAAGUCUUAUCAUUACUUACGAUUACUUAAAAAAAUUGCGACGAAAUUGCAUCAGACACCGCCUCUUAGAUCUCUACUAAUCAAUCAGAAAAAAUAAAACAUUCAUAAGAAUAAGAAAAGAAUUGCAUCUAAACUAACCUCCUCACCGUACAAAUUCCACUAAAAGUCCAUUAAGAUUGGAGAAAGAUUUUUUCCGAUAAAUCGUUCGCCGAACACGCAAAAAUUAUAAACUAAAGAAACAAAUUCAACCUAGAUUCUCGCAAAAAAUUUUCUGCGUCCUUUGUUUGGCUAAAAUAACAAGAAUACAAACGGGACCGGACCUUCGCUUCGGCAGUCGAUAGUAGAGUUUUCUCCACAAAUUCCCAAUAUCGGAACUAUGUUAAGGUGCAAAUAGAAACGUUAAAUGAUUCUAGAAAACUGUUUGACUAAAUUAAACUCGAGCGGAGAUUUGUUUUAAGCUAAAGAGGAUAAAUGUUAGUCUUAUUAUUGAGUGCUUAAAACGAACCUUUUUUUACGAAAACUCUACCAUGUAAUUGAGGAACAUCGUACAAAUUUCACAGCCCCGAUUACUUUUCCAGUCCGUUCCGGCUUCAAUUAAUUCGAGAGUGAAUAAAACCGCGUUCAACUCAUCCUCAAAUCCACGUAUGAAUUAAAAAAAAAAUCUAAGACGGAAAAUUUCUCAUCGAGAGGACAACCUAACAUUACAUUAAUUACAAUAAUUAACCGUUAUUAAAAAAAAGGAAAGGAGAAAUCCACUCCCAACGUUUGUUUUUACCAUUUUGCAUCUUAAAUUAUUUUUAAUCUUCUACUUAUGUGAAAAAACACGUUAAUAAUUCCUACUUUACUCGUCGCCCUCCUCCUCCUCGGAUUCUGCUUCUUGUAGCCACGUUAGCCAUUGAUUCAC
Messenger RNA from Phyllotreta striolata, 2885 nucleotides. Lineage: Eukaryota; Metazoa; Arthropoda; Insecta; Coleoptera; Chrysomelidae. The record is from the annotation of a GenBank genome assembly.